AUGAAGAAACUGACCUGGAUGUCGAGGCUGGACUGGUGCACAAUCGCAAAGUCUUUGCCAUCGCUGUGUUCGCGUCUCUUGGAGGAUUGUUAUAUGGCACGUCUAACCCUCCAACGUUUCAACGAACUGACCUCUAACAUGGCCGUCUGCACCAGGAUACAACCAGGGCGUCUUCUCUGGCGUACUCGCGUAGGCUUCCUGAUGCAGUCCUUCAAAAACCGGAUGGGCGAUGCGGUGGAGGACGCGGGGAAGAAGGGCUGGCUCGUUGCCAUCCUUGAGCUGGGAGCUUGGGCGGGCGUACUCAUGACAGGUUAUCUCGCCGAUAAAUUGUCGCGGAAGUAUACGAUCGUCUUAGCUGUCGUCGUAUUUUGCAUUGGUGUCGUCGUCCAAACUGCCGCCGAGGCCUCGCCUUCAAUCUUCGGAGGUCGAUUCGUCACAGGUCUCGGCGUUGGAUCGCUGAGCAUGGCCGUACCCUUGUACAACGCGGAAAUCGCCCCUCCGGAGGUGCGCGGCAGUCUAGUGGCGCUCCAGCAGCUCGCGAUCACGUUCGGGAUUAUGAUCUCUUUCUGGAUUGACUUCGGCACCAAUUACAUUGGAGGUACGGGAGAAGGCCAGCACGAAGCGGCGUGGAGGAUUCCGCUUGGUCUGCAGCUCGCGCCGGCUAUUGUUUUGGGUAUCGGGAUUUUGUUUAUGCCCUUCUCUCCUCGUUGGCUGAUCAAUCAAGGACGCAACGAUGAAGCUCUUCAAGUCCUUAGCAGUGCGCGAGGUCUGCCCCCAGAUGCAGACUUGGUCCAGAUCGAGUUCUUGGAAAUCCGAGCCCAAUAUCUCUUCGAGAAGGAGACCGCAGAGCUCAGGUUCCCGCAAUACCAGGACGGCACUUUUGCGUCCAACUUCAAGCUCGGGUUCUUCGACUAUGUCAGUCUUCUGCGCGAGAAGAAUUUGUUAUACCGAGUCGCCGUCGGAACCUUAACGAUGUUCUUCCAGCAAUGGACCGGUGUCAAUGCUAUUUUGUACUAUGCUCCGAGCAUCUUUGAGUCGUUGGGCCUCACCGGCAACACCAUCCCCCUUCUCGCGACAGGCGUUGUCGGCAUUGCCAUGUUUUUGGCGACCAUCCCAGCGGUCCUGUGGGUCGACCAACUCGGACGCAAGCCUGUCUUAAUAUCUGGGGCGUUCUUGAUGGCAGCGUGCCAUUUCAUUGUUGCAAUUUUGACUGGACUCUUUCAGGACUCGUGGGGUAGCCAUUCAGCUGCGGGUUGGGUCGCGUGUGUCUUCGUGUGGAUAUUCUCGAUUGGCUUUGGUUAUAGCUGGGGACCAUGUGCUUGGAUUCUCGUUGCUGAGAUUUGGCCUCUAAGCGUCCGAGGAAAGGGACUUUCGAUUGCUGCGUCUUCGAACUGGAUGAACAACUUUAUCGUUGGGCAGGUAACGCCGUCGAUGCUCAAGCACAUCACGUACGGGACGUUCAUCUUCUUCGGAGCCUUCUCGCUGUUGGGAGGGCUAUUUGUCAUCUUCUUUGUGCCCGAGACCAAAGGACUGACACUCGAAGAAAUGGACGAAGUGUUUGGAGCAACUCAGAGUCUCGCUGUUGCCGAUCAAGAGCGUCAAAACGCAAUCUUCCGCCGUCUUGGGCUCAUCACAGAAGAUCUCAAAGACAGAAAAAGCGAUGAAGAAUCCCAGACAAAGGAUGGGUAG
This is a messenger RNA of Cyclocybe aegerita, 1689 nucleotides long. Lineage: Eukaryota; Fungi; Basidiomycota; Agaricomycetes; Agaricales; Hemipholiotaceae. The record is from the annotation of a GenBank genome assembly.